Messenger RNA from Toxotes jaculatrix (banded archerfish), 6715 nucleotides. It is a transcript of the gene cnot6a, whose product is annotated as CCR4-NOT transcription complex, subunit 6a. The record is from RefSeq and is a predicted model, not a curated record. NCBI's taxonomy places the organism in Eukaryota, Metazoa, Chordata, Actinopteri, Toxotidae. Gene Ontology annotation, molecular function: protein binding; poly(A)-specific ribonuclease activity. Gene Ontology annotation, cellular component: nucleus; CCR4-NOT complex; cytoplasm. Bases 104 to 1783 code for a protein of 559 amino acids. Gene Ontology annotation, biological process: nuclear-transcribed mRNA poly(A) tail shortening. The transcript is spliced from 12 exons.
GUCGCCAUGAUACAGCAGCGGAAACGGAUGAGAAGUAGCUAGAAAACAAAAGAGAACACGCAGUCGUCCUCGCGAUUUGGUAUGCUCUUGCAGUGUUAUAGGAAUGCCCAAGGAAAAAUAUGACCCGCCGGAUCCCAGGCGGAUGUACACAAUUAUGUCCAGCGAGGAGGCAGCCAAUGGGAAGAAGUCAUACUGGGCUGAGCUGGAAAUCAGUGGCCGAGUAAAGAGUCUCAGCACAGCCCUGUGGUCUCUCACCCACCUCACUGCCCUGCACCUCAGUGACAACUCACUGUCACGCAUCCCGCCAGACAUUGCCAAAUUACACAACCUGGUGUACCUGGAUCUCUCAUCCAACAAGAUCAGGAGCCUGCCGGCAGAGCUCGGCAACAUGGUGUCUCUCAGGGAACUGCUUUUAAAUAACAACCAGUUGCGGGUUCUGCCAUUUGAAUUGGGGAAACUUUUUCAGUUACAAACACUGGGGUUGAAAGGAAACCCACUUGCACAAGAAAUUAUGAGCCUCUACCAGGAACCUGAUGGCACGCGGAGACUGCUCAACUACUUGUUAGACAAUCUGGCAGGGGCUAUCAAGCGCAUACCAACAGAGCAGCCCCCAGCCCGGUCAUGGAUCUCACUCCAGGAACCAGACCGAUCACGACCCUCAGCACUGUUCUCUGUGAUGUGCUACAAUGUGCUGUGUGAUAAGUACGCAACACGACAGCUAUAUGGUUACUGUCCCUCUUGGGCUCUAAACUGGGAAUACAGGAAGAAAUCCAUCAUGCAGGAGAUCCUGGGUUGCAACGCAGACAUCAUCAGUUUGCAGGAAGUUGAAACGGAGCAGUACUACAGUUUCUUCUUGCCUGAGCUGAAGGAGCAGGGAUACGAUGGGUUCUUCAGUCCAAAGUCACGAGCGAGGACUAUGUCAGAGUCGGACCGUAAACAUGUAGACGGAUGUGCAAUUUUCUACAAGACAGAAAAGUUCAGCGCAGUGCAGAAGCACACAGUGGAGUUCAACCAGCUGGCCAUGGCUAACUCCGAAGGCUCAGAGGCUAUGCUGAACAGGGUGAUGACCAAGGACAACAUUGGGGUAGCUGUACUGCUGGAGGUCCGCAAAGAGAUGAUGGAGGUCUCCUCCGGAAAGUCACUCCACGGCAUGGAGAAGCAGCUGCUCCUGGUAGCCAAUGCCCACAUGCACUGGGACCCAGAGUACUCUGAUGUUAAGCUGGUCCAGACCAUGAUGUUCCUGUCAGAGGUGAAGAACAUAGUGGAUAAGGCCACACGUAGCCUCAAGCUGUCCUCUGUCUCUGGUGAGACCAAUGCCAUUCCACUGGUGCUGUGCGCUGACCUCAACUCCUUGCCUGACUCUGGCGUAGUGGAGUACCUGAGUACUGGCGGAGUGGACUGCACCCACAAGGACUUCAAGGAGCUUCGUUAUAGCGACAGCCUGACCAAAUUCAACUGCAACGGCAAGAACAGCACGUCCAACGGCAGGAUCACCCACGGCUUCAAGCUGAAGAGCGCCUACGAGAACGGCCUGAUGCCUUACACCAACUACACCUUCGACUUCAAGGGUGUCAUUGACUAUAUUUUCUACUCCAAGCCUCACCUGAACGUGCUGGGUAUCUUGGGCCCCCUGGACCCCCACUGGCUUGUAGAGAACAAUGUCAGCGGCUGCCCACAUCCCCACAUCCCCUCCGACCACUUCUCCCUCUUCGCCCAGCUGGAGCUGCUCCUGCCCAACGUGCCCCCCCAGGUCAAUGGGCUCCAUCUGCCUGCACGCAGGUAGUGAGUCCCUGCCACACCACCAGGGGGAGCUGCAACCACAGCCUCUCUCCCUUUCAAUCCUCCUCCCUCCCACUACCAGCUCUUCCCUCCACCACACCGGAGGGGGAAGACAAAAAAACACAACCUGUAAAAUAUCCGUACAGUGAGGUCUGGCCGACAGGGAUUUCGUAUAAUGUUAUAGAUAUUCUAUAUUUUUCUUUUUUCUUUCUCUAUUUUUCUUUUUUGUUCUUUUUUUAACCGCUCGAUUCAGUCCUGUUUGUGCGUCAUAUUUUGUGUUUCGGACUCCUUUUCCUCCCAGAAUCCACCCACCAACCCACUUUGCUUCUGUUAUCCAAACUAGAAGGGAUGGUAGCUCAUUCAGAUUUGUCACAUGGGGCACUGUUUGGUUUAAGAGAAAGGGGAAACUUAGAAGUGGCUGAGGGGACGACAUCCACCUGAAAAGCUCCAUAGCUGAUGGUCUGCUCGUCUGUCUGUCCUGUAUAAAUCUAAAACCAGCAAAGACAGCAGACUUGUCAGUCUCAGACCUCCAUUUUCUUGGCUUGUGCUUGUUUUCCCCCUGUACUCUGGGCAGCCAGCGUACUUUCUCAGUCUUUACACACAUUUGUUGAUUGAGGCGUGGUCGAGUAAGCGCAAGCUUUCAGCUGGUAGACGUGUGUCCCUGGAGGUGGAUGUAGCGCAGCUCAUAUGAGGUGAGAUUUCCUGCUGUCAUUCUGUGGUGCUGAGGCCUUUUGCGUGGUCACGGCCUCCUGUGGUGCUACAAGAUAGUCUACACCUCUGACCUUGGCCCUGGUGCAUUAGCUACCAAACCCACAGAUGCCUCGAGAACCCGACGUCCGAAAACUACAUUCACCUGAUUACAUGUGAGCAGUAUGUAGUGUUAAUUUGUCAAGGAAAGGAUGUUGUGAGAAACUGAAGGCAGCUACCAUCCUGUUUGCAGACUGUUUCACCCCAGCUUGUAUAGUUGUUAGGCUAGUCUUGUGCUUAGGAGCUUGUGUGGCCCGUGUAUCAUCUUUUUUUGGGGCAAGGGGAUUUAGGCUGAUGGAAAAUGCGAUGGGGGUGGAGGGGGGGGGGGGGGGCUAUCACAAAUCUUUAUCUUGAUUGCUUUUAGGCAGAGAGAGCGAGUAAUGGCUGAUACACAGGAGUAAAACCAGCAUCCCUCUCACUGUCUGGAGUUGCCAACCAACUCCACACAUGCAAGCUUACACACAAACACUUACACACACACACACACACACACACACAGACACAUGUUACAGGUAAUUUGAAGGCAGAUUUGUAGCACUGUCUCUGAGGCCAGUAGUGACUUUCCCCAGCCAUAAAUUCCAUACACAAAAGCAGUGGUUUUUUCACAAGUGUUUGUACAGAAUAGAAAUCUAGACUCAGUCUUUACAUGAUUGUAUAUGAACCACAAAAGACCUGUUUUCUGGCGUUUUUUGUACUAAGAGUAAAUUAUGAUCAGAUUUGAAAAAAAAAAAAAAAAAGAUUGUAUUGUAAACUAUGGCUAAAUUUUUAUCCAGUUAAUGUUAAGAUGAAUUGAUAUUACCAGCUUGUACAAAAGACGUAAGAAGAGGUUGUUCAAGGCGUUCGCUGUCACUUCUUUGCACUCCCUUGAGAUUAACUGUAAUUAAUGUAUCAGUAUUGUUUUUUUUUUCCCGCCCCCUCUCUCUCUCUCUCUCUCUCUCUGCCGUUGAUUUGAUUUGCCGGCAUAUUGCUGCGAUUGUAAAUAGACACCGAAUAAACUCUGCCUGUCUCUUCUUGCCCAUUAACAAAGCCAUUGAUCCACACUGCUGCCAUCAGUUCAGACAAAAGGACACACAAGAACGAGUCACAGCCCACCAGUGACUCCACAUCUGUUCAUUUAUAUAUCUCACACCCACUCUCACCAGUGACGUGUGGCCGAAACAACCUAUAUAAAUCCCACACGUACAGCAAAACAUCGUGCCUCACUGUAGCAGUUGUCGUUGUCUUGCACUAUAUACACUUGACGAACGCCUGAACAACCUUUUCUCCUUUUAUUUUUAAAUACUGUUGAGACAUUUGUGAAGAUUUUAUGUCCUUUUUUUUUGGUUUUUGUUAAUGUUGAUUUCCUUUUUUAUGAGCUGUGACAAUGUUAUGAUGAUGUGUAUAUCCUUCCUAUUCAUUGAGCUCUCUAGUAAUCAGGUAUGCUUUCUCCACCGACCCUUUCUCCUCUACUUAAAGAACAUGAGUAGGAUGUCUUAUCUUUACUAAAUCCACUCUCUCAGAUUGUUUUGCUCCCUUGUUGUACCUUAGCACGGCCCCAUGCCCAGACCCCCAAAAUUCCUAGCCCCUAGCUCCUUUCCUGGCCAUGAAUUUUAAAUCUCCAUAAGCCUGUCCAUCACCCUAAUACCCCACCCCACCGGCAACCGCCCAACCUCAGACUUUACCUACCCUCUAUAUUACUCAAGCUGUGUCUUUUAAACCCCUUUGCGCAACCACUUUGUAUAGUUCUCUUACCCUCGUCACUGCAGUACUAUAGUGCCAUCUGUGGGCCCCCCUACCUCUGUAUUGGAAAAGGAGGAAGGCUGCUUUUGGAUGAACAAGGGAUGAGGGGCAGCAAGCUCAGCUGUUUCUCUCUGAAGGCCAGGCAAACGCGUUGCUAUGAAUCAAAAUUUGUUACAUCCCAGACCGACAAGAGAGGUUUGUCCGUGGCGAGACGACCACUUCGACAGCCAUGCUUUUACACAGAUACAACGGAUGAUGAGCACUUAGUAGAUUCAUAUGCAGCUCCCCUCACUCCCUGUCCCAUCAUAUUAGUGAGUAAAGAUCUUAAUACUUUAAUGUAUAUGUUGAAAUGACAUUUUUAAAGCAAGAGGGAAGCAAGUAAAUAGGAAGUAUAAAUUUAGUCCUCAAAUCAAGUUUUCUUGUCCAAUUUGUUUGCCCCCUACGUUUGUUUUUUAACGUUUUUUUUUCUUUGUUUUUUUUUUUUUUUUUUUUUCCAAUGGAAACCAAUGUGUCCAGUUUGCUUUUUUUCCUGAAUGGCAUUAGUAUUGUAGUAGAUUUAAAGGCUAGCUUUUUUUGUAAAGUGUGAAUAAAAGAUGUAUCUCAUGUUUCCUUUCUAAAAAGAUAUUGAAUUGUGUUGUUGAUGUGUAAAUCAUGAAUUCUAUGAUGGUGUUAUGUUUGCUACAUUGUUUUUACUUUUACUCACCCCCCCCUUCCAUUUACUCUUAUCCCAUCACAAACCAAAUCCUCUGUAGAAAUCAUGAUGAGACAUUGUCUUUGAUGGGUUGAUUUAGAGAAGUUGAAUGUCCCUGACGAUGCCUCGUGGAAUGAAGGAUUGACUGCUUAUUGGAGGCAAAGUACCUAAAUCAUUGGUAUCAGAAAUUUCAGCACAGGGAUGAUCAGUUUUUUCUUACUUUUUUUUUUUUUUUUUUUUUUUUUUUAACUUCUCAGCUUUAUUUUUGGAUGUUGCAUGGCACUAGCUGGAGAGUGCUGGUGCCUGUAGGUUUAGGGCAGCAGAGCUGUCUUACUAGUGGCUGCAGUUCAGUACUAGAGAACACUGUUCUGACUGGUGUGAAACAUGUUUGUAAGACUAAGCUAAUGUCGUGCCGCUGGUCGCCAGACUGGUCCUGUGAUGAUUUUUGAGUACUACUAGUCCAUCUCACUCUGUUCUUGUGCAUCACAGUGGUUAAAUCUGUUACACUAGCUAGCUACUAUUGAUAGUCACUGAUUUGACUCUUAAAUCUUUUCAGUUGUUGACACCCCUCACCCUCUCCUUCCCGUCUCCUCUCCUCUUCAUCCCCCCUCUUGUUAAACCACAGACUAUGGCUUCUGAUUGAAAAUCUAGAAAAUCACAGAGCUGAGUUUAUUUCACUCUUUAAGCUUCAGUGAGUGAUCACAUUGUUGGCUUUGUGCUUUUUCACUGUUGCAUUGUGUUUCAUAGUUGGCUUGUUAGGCGUAGAGUGAUUUUUCCCAGGCUGCAUCUCUUUGUAAUGGUGCACACCAAAGCUGCUUGUAGUUCAGUUCUCUGUCGUAGAGCAAGUUCUUUGACCAACCAGUCACAUCAUUUUUUUUUUUUUUUUUUUUGAAUUCAUAUCAUAGUCUUCAUGAAAUGUAGGGCUGUAAGGAAAGCAAGGUACUUUUGUCCUUUUCCUUGAAUCACAUGAACAUCCAUAUUCAUACUUGUCUCUGUGGUUGGAGUUUGGUUUCUCAACCCAUCAACUCAAAUUAACAUGCAUCUUUUUUUUUUCCAAAAACUUGGCAAUAAUACCCAGAAACAUUCAGAUACAUUCAGAAUGGGUUUUUAAAUAUUUUAUCUGGAAAAUGUAGCUAUGUCAUCUUUCAAACUGUGGUCUAUUUGUUUCUUUUUUUUUGGCUUUUUAACUCUUGAUUUUCAACCUCGCAGAUUGCUUUGUUAUCUGAAAACCUUUUAAAGCUUUUUUUUCUUUCUUCCUUUUUAUCAGCCAUCUUGUAUAUUUGCUCAUCUCCUUCUCCCUGCCGUUCUAGUGGUAGUUGUUCAAUGAUCAGGAUUGUCUAUCUGUAGUCAGCUGAGUACAUAUAUUGAUCUGUGUCACUGUGUUUAUGCACUGGACCAACUAUUGUUUACCAUUCAUGAAAUACCAGCAAAAAAAAAAAAAAAAAAAGACGAAACACUUGCACAAUGUUGUAGAAUGUCCAUUAACCCAGAUGAGAAAUCAAGGCAGCUGUUUUCAAAUCAACACAUACUGUUUUAAAAAGAAACUGAAUGGUAAACAAUGCUUUCUGUUGUACCCCUUAGCCGUCCUCUCGAUUCUCUUUGGACUAGUUUUGUUCUUUUAUUUUUAUUUCCGUUUGACUACAGGUUCUGCUUGUUUCCUUUACACCUACCUAUGUAUUUUCCUACUUCUGGUUGAAAAUAAAUUCUAUAUUAUCUGUUUCAAGCUGUGUCACCUCUUAUUCUUUGCAAUGGAUAUUGAAAAUAAAUUCUAUAUCUGUU